ACAAUCCCCACAAGCUGUAUCACUACAUUUUUGGUACGAUAUACAUUGACAGCAUAAAUAAUUUCUUUUUACUAGUUUACAUUUUUCUUCAUAUAAUCGCAUCAUACUCGGAACACACUCACAAUCUAUAUCGGAAGAAGCUCAACUGUCAGCUCUGUUUCGGAAAUGGCAUACACCGCUGUCAAUCGAAUUCCCUACCAGAAACUCAAACAAGAUAGCAGCUACUUCGAAGAUGAAGAUAUUGAUUUAAUACACCUGAGAGAAAAGGUAAUUGGGCAGCUUAGGAGAAAGCCGUCUUCGUUCAGAAAAGUGCAUCUGAGGAAGCGAUUGAGGAUUAAGGUACCCAGCUUGAAGAAAUUCUUAAGGAGAAAAUCUAGAUUAAUCGUGGCUGCACUGGAUAAAAUUUUGAAGAGGUUGAAGGAAAGCCAGUCACAUUUUGGGGAUCUUUUUGCUGGGAAUUACAUGUUUAUGCAGGUCUCUCCGACUCCAUUGAAAAUUUGUGCCCAAGAUCCCAAAUCUCUGUAUCUGAAAACUGUCACCGGAGCUGAUUACCUGCCUAAUGGAUUCUCAUCAGUAGGUUCCGCUAGGUAUUACGAUUAGUAGUUAUCAUUU
Messenger RNA from Solanum stenotomum, 612 nucleotides. RefSeq lists its product as uncharacterized. The transcript has 2 exons. Lineage: Eukaryota; Viridiplantae; Streptophyta; Magnoliopsida; Solanales; Solanaceae. The record is from RefSeq and is a predicted model, not a curated record. The coding region runs from base 166 to 600 and encodes 144 amino acids.